This is a messenger RNA of Dendrobium catenatum, 678 nucleotides long. RefSeq names its product peptidyl-prolyl cis-trans isomerase FKBP17-1, chloroplastic. Gene Ontology annotation, molecular function: peptidyl-prolyl cis-trans isomerase activity. Lineage: Eukaryota; Viridiplantae; Streptophyta; Magnoliopsida; Asparagales; Orchidaceae. The coding region runs from base 1 to 396 and encodes 131 amino acids. The record is from RefSeq and is a predicted model, not a curated record. The transcript is spliced from 4 exons.
AUGUUGGUCGAAAGUCGCGAGUGGUUUGUGUUGAGCCUUGAGUUACCAAGAGGAAACUGGCAACAGAAAGCAAGUUGGCGAUUUGAUUCCACCUACGAUCACAAAGAUGAAACGGGUGAUCCCAUUCCCUUUGUAUUCGUUGUUGGAUCUGGAAAGGUUAUCUCAGGUAUUGAAGCAGCUAUAAAGACAAUGAAAGUAGGAGGCCUUCGUCGUGUUGUCAUUCCACCAUCACAGGGAUAUCAGAACACAUCACAGGAACCUAUUCCUCCAAAUUUUUUUGAUCGGCAGAGGUUGUUCACAACAAUCUUCAAUCCAACCAGAAUUGCCAAUGGGGAAGGUUCCACGCUUGGCACACUUAUCUUCGACAUCGAACUCCUCAGCCUGCGGUCUCCCUGAGAUUCGAUAAAUUAUUCUGUGCGGAUAUUGGAUGCCGUUUGGAGGCCAAUCAGAAUGCACCACGUCAUUUUUUUAGUCGGUAUCAGUGCUGGGUACUACUGGGUACCAUGUCAUGUGGCGCAUUCUGAUUGACCUUCGAAUUAUCCGAUGUCCGCACAUAAUAAUUUCUCGUGAAAUCAGUUCUUGCUUGUUUUCUUUGUUUGCUUUUAUCUAGUGUUGUUGAGAGGACCCAAUCUGCUGUUUCAUAAUACAAUUUUAUGCAUUAUUCCAUUAUGGUGGAUA